Molecule: messenger RNA, 1462 nt
Organism: Papaver somniferum (opium poppy)
Lineage: Eukaryota; Viridiplantae; Streptophyta; Magnoliopsida; Ranunculales; Papaveraceae
Product: CCR4-NOT transcription complex subunit 9-like
Exons: 9
Coding region: 123-1004 (293 amino acids)
Biological process (GO): negative regulation of translation; mRNA catabolic process
Cellular component (GO): CCR4-NOT core complex; P-body; CCR4-NOT complex
Source: RefSeq, a predicted model, not a curated record
GCAGCAGCAGCAGCAGCGACAAUAAACGCUAUCUACAAACACUCUUUUUUUUGGGGUGGUAAACUAAUUCCAUCUCUUCUUCUGUAAAAAUAAAUGUAGGUCAGCCUAAUACCGAUAGAAAAAUGGCUUCUGCUGAGCAAUUGGUACUCGAUCUUUGCAAUCCCGAUCUUAGAGAAAAUGCGUUGCUUGAUCUAUCUAAGAAAAGAGAGAUAUUUCAAGAUCUUGCUCCUUUAUUGUGGAAUUCUUUUGGGACUAUUGCGGCUCUCUUGCAGGAGAUAGUUUCCAUAUACCCUGUACUUUCACCUCCAAGCCUUACUCCUGGAGCAUCAAACCGAGUUUGUAAUGCGCUUGCUCUUCUUCAGUGUGUAGCUUCUCACCCGGACACGAGAACGUUGUUUCUCAAUGCUCAUAUACCUUUGUAUUUAUAUCCUUUCCUGAAUACCACAAGCAAGACACGGCCAUUUGAAUAUUUAAGGCUUACCAGCUUAGGUGUUAUUGGUGCACUUGUAAAGGUUGACGAUACAGAAGUAAUAAGUUUCCUUCUCUCAACAGAAAUAAUCCCCUUAUGUCUGCGCACCAUGGAAAUGGGAAGUGAACUUUCAAAAACAGUAGCAACGUUUAUUGUUCAAAAGAUUCUGCUGGAUGAUGUGGGGCUGAGAUACAUCUGUGCUACAGCAGAGCGUUUUUUUGCUGUUGGUCGUGUUCUAGGAACUAUGGUCGCAUCACUUGCUGAACAACCUUCUACACGGUUGCUGAAACAUAUCAUUCGUUGCUACCUUAGGCUUUCAGAUAACCCAAGGGCUUGUGAGGCACUGAGAAAUUGCCUCCCUGACAUGUUGAGAGAUGCAACCUUCAGUCAAUGCCUGCGUGACGAUGUAACAACAAAGCGAUGGCUGCAACAGUUGAUACACAAUGUUGCAUCCGCAGGAAACAACCGGGUGGCAGCUCUUCAAGCUGGAGGAGGGCUUGAUCAUUUACUAGCUAACCAGUCGAGGGUUCUUUAAGUUCAUUUCCCUCUGACUGCGACUACUACCACAACUACUACCACAACCACAGCAACUACUAAUACGUAUUGUCUGCAUCAUCAGUACGAGUUCUAAUUUGGUACUACGUACGUAUAUUGCUUCAGGACGAAUGCGAGUCUUUCGUCGGAGCAGCAAGGGCACCCCAACCAGUGAAACGAGCCCUUCUCCUAUCAUCUUGAUUAUCUAGUGUUUCUAAUAGAUAAUAGUAGUUUUAGAAAAAAAUUGUUACAGUAAUUAUUUUGUUUAUGUUUAUAAAUUAUGCGCUCUUGUUCGUUAGAAAAGUUAGAAGUGAAAAGAAAGAACCGAAGAUGUGGCUAUUGGAACUUUCAGAGAAUUCUGUUGAGAAUUGCGAAUAUUGUCAAAUACUACAAUACUCUUUUGGCUUUUGCCGGAUGAGUUGAUGUGAUAUCGUUGUUAACAAAUGUUUCUCUUUUCCA